GUCUCGUUUAAUUCUAAGUUGAGAAUCCUCUGAGGAACAGACGCAGCCUUACAAAACGAGACACAGCUACUGUUUGAGUAUCCAAAACACCUACAAUUAGACAGUGAAGUUUGUUUUCUGUUGACGGGCCUUUGGGAGAGACCAUUUGUAAGAGACAUACCAAAGAGGGGAGCGCGUACCAAUUAAAAUGCACGUGAAAAAAGCGAGUAAACAAAUUCGAUCAAAUAUAAUUCAUGGUUACAUGUGCCCAUAUUUCCAACUGUAUUUAUAGCUUUCUUGUGGUAAUUUAUCUUACUUAGAAGAUAAAUACAUACUUGUAUAGUAUAGAAACAGUAGUAAAAGCAAUGCAGGUCGAGUUGGAUAAAAGCGUCUGCCAAAUGCAUAAAUGUAAAUCUAUGUUCAUAUAUCUUCACUCUUUUGACCUGGUUUGAUCCUCACGUUGCCUGGUUAGGGCGUGGCUACACGGUUUUAAAACCACGCGUUGUUUUAUUAUGAAAAAAGUUGAAUAGCAUAAUUAAAUAAAUUAAAACUAUAGCGUAAAUAAUAAUACUUUGCUUUACAUACUACAUAAGACUGCUUUACAGUCCUGAUACUUACAACAACAAACCCAGGUAAGUCAAGGGAGAGUAAGGCGAGUACGCUCUUGACAAUUUACUUCCGUAUCUUUCCAACACUUUCCAGUUUCUAACUCUGUGACUGCAUACAAUCCUAUUUCAGAUUUUCACAAUGGGAGAUCACAGCAUUCCACGAAUGACAUUAAUAGUCGUCUCGACUGUCGCAUUCAUUGUAUGUGUCGCUUUCAACGCACUUGCUGGACCAGGAGGUGGUCCUUUUAAGAACUCCACCAGUGCUGUAUCAAAUGAAUAUAAUACAGAAAUCACACCCUCUGGGUGGACCUUCUCAAUUUGGGGAGUCAUCUACACCUGGCUGUCGCUCAUGAUUGUUUACAUCCUCACAACUACCUGCAGAAGAACAGUGGAUGGUCCAAUGUACUGCAGUCCUGCUGUUUUGCCAUACGGAUUCUUUAUUAUCUGGAUAUUGAACAUGCUGAUUAAUAUAAGCUGGCUCUUUCUGUGGGACAGCGAGAUGAUGAUUGCUGCAGUGAUUUUCCUGGCCUUAAUCGCGUUCACAAACUACUUGACGAUAUUCCUCUCCUGUCAUGCACUUAAAGAGUAUGGAGCCUGGUUAAACAAAUAUCACAAAGUAGACCUUUGGUGCAUUCGAAUACUGGUUCAGAAUGGCAUUGCAACAUAUGCAACAUGGACAACUAUUGCCACCCUACUCAACUUCACUAUUGUGCUUAACUAUAAUGCUGGAAUGAAUAAAUCAGAUGCAGCAACACUAUCUCUCUCAAUACUUCUGGGGGAAGUCGUUGCCUGGUUUAUUGUUGAGAACUUUGUGUUUGAGAAGCACUUGCGAUACAUUCUGACAAUCUACCCUGUUGUCAUUGUUGCCCUGAGUGGAAACUUGACAAAGAACUUUAAUGCUGCAAACCCAAGCCGCAAUGGCAUUUACAUAGCUGUCCUGCUGGGGUUGGCUUGUGUAUUGUUUGCAAUUAGACUGAUGCUGGUAAUAUGGAGGCAUAUUAAACGUCCUAUCUACAGAGGCAUCAAUGCAGAAGAGGUCAUGUCACCAAUGGAUAUCGCUAAACAGCAAAUGAAGAUCUUUAGUUAAACCAAACGUUUAUGUAAUUACAUAUUGUUUAUCAUUUGAAUAAUAUAUUUUUUAUCAUUGCUAUUUAUGUAUUCAGUAUAUUGAUUAUACAGCCUUGGAAAAUAAUUAGAAGACCAAAACUAUUUUUUUCCAAAUUUCGAAUAAAAUAUUGUUUCUAGUUGCACUUAUUCGUAUAAAAAAAUUAAACUGUACAAACUCUCACAAAUCAACAGUUCGAUAGAAUAUAUUAUAAGCACACCGCGAGUGUUAAUUUGACCUUUUUGUAACACUCAAGAUUUUGUUGUUUAGAAACAGGUCAAAAUAACAGAAAAGAUUUUUCAGACCUCAAAUAUUGCAAAGAAAACUAGUUCAUAUUCCCUCCAAUUAAGCAACACAACAGUUAUAUUUGUACGCGUAUUUAGGAAGAAAAAAAAUGAAUGUGAUUUUCAUGUGUCUUGUCAUGCUGUCAGUCUUUCACAUUGCUGUUGGAUGAUUUUAUGUCACUCCUGAGGUUUGAUUUUGUUGAAAUUCAACAGACACUGACCUGGACUGGACACAAUACAUCUUGAAAUGCUGAUUAAAUGAAAUUUGGAAUUCUUU
Triplophysa dalaica is the source of this 2253-nucleotide messenger RNA. RefSeq lists its product as uncharacterized. The record is from RefSeq and is a predicted model, not a curated record. The transcript has 9 exons. Bases 727 to 1674 code for a protein of 315 amino acids. NCBI's taxonomy places the organism in Eukaryota, Metazoa, Chordata, Actinopteri, Cypriniformes, Nemacheilidae.